Molecule: messenger RNA, 1378 nt
Organism: Oryctolagus cuniculus (rabbit)
Lineage: Eukaryota; Metazoa; Chordata; Mammalia; Lagomorpha; Leporidae
Source: RefSeq, a predicted model, not a curated record
CUGGCUGGGGUGCGGGGCGGAGGCCGGCGGCGCGGGAGCCCGAGCGGCGUCUGGAGUCCACGGCGGCACCCAGGAGCCAGGAGCCGGAGCGCGACGGAGCCGGGACCGGGGCGUGAGCAUGGCGUCGUCUGGGCCGGUGCGGACCCUGCUGCUGCUGCGGCUGCUGCUGCUGCUGGCCGGCGCGGCGCGGGCCGCCCUCUACUUCCGGCCGGGCCAGACCUGCCACAGGCCGCUGCGGGGGGACCAGCUGUCGCGGCUGGGACGCAGGACAUACCCCCGGCCAUAUGAGUACCUGUCCCCGUCGGAUCUGCCCAAGAACUGGGACUGGCGCAACGUGGACGGUGUCAACUACGCCAGCGUCACCAGGAACCAGCACAUCCCGCAGUACUGCGGCUCCUGUUGGGCCCACGGCAGCACCAGCGCCAUGGCAGAUCGCAUCAACAUCAAGAGGAAGGGUGCGUGGCCCUCCACCCUGCUGUCGGUGCAGCACGUCCUAGACUGUGGGAACGCUGGCUCCUGCGAGGGGGGCAACGACCUGCCGGUGUGGGAGUACGCCCACCGCCACGGCAUCCCCGACGAGACCUGCAACAACUACCAGGCCAAGGACCAAGAGUGUGACAAGUUCAACCUGUGUGGAACGUGCACGGAGUUCAAGGAGUGUCACCCCGUGCAGAACUACACCCUCUGGAGAGUGGGCGACUACGGCUCCCUCUCGGGGAGAGAGAAGAUGAUGGCUGAAAUCUACGCGAACGGCCCCAUCAGCUGCGGCAUAAUGGCCACGGAAAAGAUGGCCAACUACAGCGGCGGCAUCUACAGCGAGUACUCCGACAAGCCCUUCAUCAACCACAUCAUCUCCGUGGCCGGCUGGGGCGUCAGCGACGGGACCGAGUACUGGAUUGUCCGCAACUCCUGGGGUGAACCGUGGGGCGAGAGGGGCUGGAUGAGGAUAGUGACCAGCAGCUACAAGGGCGGCCGUGGCGCCAGCUACAACCUGGCCAUCGAGGAGACCUGCACCUUUGGGGACCCCAUCGUUUAGGGCCGUGCGUCGGGAGCGGCGGUUUCCAGGGCAGUGAGGCGUGAGCCCUACAGAGGGGACCCCGUCGUGACGAGCGCCCGGUGAGGACUGGGGUGGCUGGGAGGCCUGAACACCUCGAAAGAGGCACUGGCCGCGCACUGAGCGGAGCUGGGCGUGGCAGGAGGUACCUGCAUGGGACAGCCAGCCACCUGGUAGCCCCGUCCCGCGACAGGACACUGCGGGGCGCCAGGUCUCGGAGAGAGGGCCUGGUGUCUCGCACUGGGCAUUUCAGAGGUGGAACAGUCCACUCAUCGGGGACUUCCCAACUGCCAUGUGACAAAUAAAAUACCCAGUUUCACACGA